Messenger RNA from Closterium sp. NIES-65, 600 nucleotides. The record is from the annotation of a GenBank genome assembly. NCBI's taxonomy places the organism in Eukaryota, Viridiplantae, Streptophyta, Zygnematophyceae, Desmidiales, Closteriaceae.
AUGGAAGUGAGCAGGGGUUACAGGCAGAAGAGGUGGAGUAAGAGACUAAGAGGGGCUUGGCCGGACAAGAGUGAAGAGCACUGGAAAGGGAUGCUCUUGUCCACGCCACACCUCACUCACCACAUCCCUUUCCCCUCCUCCCCAAAUGCUUCUGGGUGGUGGCAUUGGCGGCGGGGCUGGCAGGACUGGACGGCGAAGCUGAGCGACUUUGGGAUGUGCAAGGAGCAGGAGGCGGGCAAGUCGCACGUGUCCACGCGGGUCAUGGGAACUCUGGGAUACCUCGACCCUGACUACAUGGAAACAGGACUGCUGCGGCAGAGUUCAGACGUGUACGCCUUUGGGGUGUUUCUGCUGGAGCUGAUCACGGGCAAGCGCGCGGUCUCAGACACGGGGCAGCCGCUCACCAGCUGGGUGUUCCCGCUGCUGGACCAGAAGAAGCCCGAGAUCGACCUGCUGAUUGACUCGGCGCUGGAGAGCAGCUUUGACCGCGACAGCGCGCUCAAGAUCGCCGUGAUUGCCAAGUUCUGCAUCGGGGAGGAGGAGCUGCGCCCCGAGAUGACCGCCGUCGCUGAGAGGCUCAAGAAGCUCGUCGCCUCGUGA